AUGUGGAAAAAACACUCCAUCCUUUACCUUUUGGUUUUGGCCAUUGCAACAAACAAUGUAGUAUAUGGACAAAACAGAAGGAAGGGACAAAGGUUAAGUUCUCUAGCAAGAAAAGACAAUCUUCAGGAUUCUGUCUGUUUUAUUGACAUCAUCUUUGUUCUGGAUAGUUCUGAAAGUGCAAAGGGUAUAUUAUUUGAUAAGCAGAAAGAGUUUGCUAUCCUCUUAAGUGAUAAAGUCUUCCUCAUGAAGCCCACCCGUGUCCACAGGUAUGACAUCAGACUGGCCAUCAUGCAGUUCAGUAGUUCUGUCAGAAUUGACUGUCCUUUUUCAGCGUGGAGAAACUUGCAGAUUUUCAAGCAAAAAGUCAAUGAAAUGAGCUACAUUGGGCAUGGCACUUAUUCCUACUAUGCUAUUUCUAAUGCAACUCAGCUGCUCAAAGCAGAAGGUCGCAAAACAAGCAUCAAAGUGGUUUUGCUAAUGACAGAUGGUAUUGAUCAUCCCAAAAACCCCAACGUUCAAGACAUAUCAGAAAAGGCCAGAGCUCUUGGAAUAUCUUUCAUUACCAUUGGUUUGUCUAAUGAUGUCAAUAAAACGAAGCUGCAUUUAAUAUCUGGUGAUUCUUCAGGGAAGUCUGUUUUCAUUUUGAAUGAGCCCAGCCUUUCAGAUAAAAUAAGGAACCAGUUGUCCACUUUAUUUGAAGAGAGGUGUGGAAAGAGGUGUGAAUGUCAGAAAGGAGACCAAGGACCCUCAGGACCACCUGGUGGCCAUGGAGGAAGAGGGGAUAAAGGUGAACAAGGACCCAAGGGGCAAAAGGGCGAGGCUGAGAAAGGAGAACCUGGUGAAAAAGGUUCAGAGGGAAAUCCUGGAUAUAAGGGGGAAAAGGGUGACAGAGGGGAAUGUGGAACACCAGGAUUAAAAGGCGACAGAGGUCUAGAUGGCCCUUCUGGCCCCAAAGGACCUAGAGGACCUCAGGGUAUUAGUGGUCCAUCAGGUGAACCUGGCCCAAAAGGCAUUCAAGGAAACAAGGGAGAACCAGGACCAGCAGGUCCUUAUGGUCCUGCAGGAAUCCCCGGAAUUGGAUAUCCAGGACCUAAGGGUGAUAGAGGUCAAGAAGGAAGAAUUGGGUUUCCAGGACCAACUGGAAUUGGUGAGCCAGGCUUAACAGGGCCACGUGGUCCUGAGGGAUUGCAGGGUGAAAGAGGUCCACCUGGGGAAGGACUCCCAGGACGGAAGGGAGAUAAAGGUUCUGAGGGACCUGCUGGACCAGUUGGAGCCCCGGGCCUAUCCAUCAAAGGAGAUAAGGGUGAACGAGGAUUGGAAGGAGUGCAGGGCCCAAUGGGACCGCCUGGAACUGGCAUCCAAGGAAAUCAGGGUAUUCAAGGGGUAAAAGGUGCUCCUGGUGUGAAGGGGUCACGAGGAAUAGGACUGCCUGGACCAAAGGGAGAAUUGGGACCAUCUGGACAAAAAGGAGAUAUAGGAGCACCAGGAAUUGGGCAGCCUGGACCUAAAGGAGACCCGGGAAGAUCAGGAUUUCCAGGAGAAAGUGGGAAACCAGGAAUACAGGGGAUACCAGGAAAAAAGGGAGAACAAGGACCAUCUGGUCCAAGAGGCCCAGAGGGAAUUCCAGGGAAAGGGGACUUGGGUCCAAAGGGAGAAUCUGGAAUCAAAGGUGACAUUGGUUCUCCAGGACCUUCAGUACGUGGGCUACCUGGCCCCAAGGGUGAACAAGGAUACCCAGGCCCUCCUGGAAAUGAUGGAAACCCUGGACAUACAAUUGUGGGACCUAAGGGUGCUCCAGGUGUUAUUGGACCUGCCGGACCGCCCGGGGCCAAGGGGGAUGGCUUUCCAGGCCCAUCAGGACCUCAAGGAUUGCCUGGCUUUCCAGGACCAAGAGGCCUUAAAGGAGCUGGUGAUCCGGGACAAAAGGGAGAACAAGGAGCACGAGGACCACCAGGACCUCCUGGACAAAGAGGAGUGGGAAUACCUGGGCCAAAGGGUAUUAUGGGGCAAAAGGGUUUUCCUGGAUCUCCAGGUGCUCCAGGAGACAGCAUACAAGGAAAUAAGGGAGAGCAAGGAAUUCACGGUUCACCAGGACCAAAGGGCUCCAUAGGAAUUGGAUUACCUGGUCCAAAGGGUGACUAUGGAGAGAGGGGAGAACAAGGAAAGAGAGGUAACAAAGGAGAAAUUGGAGAGCCUGGCCCUCAAGGACCAAGGGGAUUUUUAGGACAAAAGGGUGAACCUGGUCUUACUAAAGAAGAAAUAAUCAAACUCAUUAUGGAGAUAUGUGGCUGUGGUGUUAAGUGCAGAGAAAAUCCUUUGGAACUUGUGUUUGUGAUUGACAGCUCUGAAAGUGUUGGGCCUGAAAACUUUGAAAGGAUUAAACAGUUUGUAAAAACUAUAAUUGACGCUAUCACAGUCAACCAAGCCACAACCCGAAUUGGCAUUAUCAAUUUUAGCCUCAAAGUAGAUGUGGUGUCCACGCUGCAGCAAUUUCCUACCAAAGACACUUUGAAAAACGCUGUUGAUGCAAUGCAGUAUUAUGGGGAAGGCACAUACACUGCUACAGCUAUCAGCAAAGCCACAGAGAUAUUUCAGAUGGCUCGACAAGGAGUUAGAAAAGUGGCAAUGGUUAUAACAGAUGGGCAGGCAGAUCAACGUGACCCGUAUAAACUGGAAGCAGUGGUGAGAGAUGCCCAUGCCCUCAACAUAGAAAUUUUUGUAAUUGGAGUGGUACAGAAGACUGAUCCCAACUUUGAAAAUUUUCGAAAAGAAAUGGAUUUAAUUGCUACUGAUCCAGACAGUGAUCAUGUUUACCAGAUCGAUGACUUCAUGACUCUGCAAGGUAAGACUCUUGAGGAUAAGAUUUUCAAACAAAUUUGUGAAAAUGACUUGAGUUCCUACAUCACCAAAGUGCUUAGUUCAGGUCUUUCUCCAAAAUUUGAAACCAGCGAACAUGGCAGUCAGGUAGCCAAAAUUGAUCUUCCUGGACCAUAUGCCCCCUCACUACAGCCAGAGACUAGUGACUCUAGACCCAGUGAGAAAGGAGCAUCCUAUUUGGAUCGGGAUCACAAUGUUUCCUCAACCACUUCCAAGCAUAUUCCUGACCAUCAUAGACGGCCAGUUAGCCAAGAUUAUUUGGAAUCUAGCACUCACCAUCCGGAUUUAGCAGCUGUGUCUAAUGUAACUAGACAUGUGCAACCUACACCAGCUGUUGUUCCACUUCCUACAGUAAUACAUGUUAUGAAAGAAACCAGGUGUUUAGAACCAAUGAAAACUGGAAGCUGCCGAAAUUAUCGAGUGAAAUGGUUUUAUGCCAAGGAUACAAAUUCUUGUGCCCGAUUUUGGUAUGGAGGUUGUGAAGGCAACCAGAAUAGGUUUGAAACCGAACAAGAGUGCCAAGCAAUUUGUGUUCAAGGAUAAAGAAAUCACAAGAUGUUAUAAGAAAAUGAAGCCAAAGUUUGCAUAAUCAUACUAAAAGAAAUUCAAAUGCUGUAUUAAUAGUACUUCUAUAAUAUACUUGGUGCUUUUAUGAAGCACUGACUUUUAUAGUUUUAUAAUGUCUUAUAAUGGUAUGAUAUGAUAUGAUAUAGAUUAUAGUGUAAUACAGUAUUGUAUCUUUAUAGAUGAUAGUUUUAUUUGAUAAAAAGCAGUUUACACUUUUAUGCUUAUUGAUCUAUGUUUCAGGAGCAAUUUUUAAUAAGCUAGAUAUCAAAGAUCAUCAUAAUUAGCAUAAACAUGGUUUUAUUAUGUUGAAAUGAAAAUAUUCUGUACCACACAAUAUAUAGAAUAGAAUGUGAAUUUUAGAUCAUCAUCAGAAACUGCAACAGCAACAAAUAGACAACUGUAUCAUAAUUGGGAACUUUCAAAAUAGAAUCUCUCCCUAUGGAUACAGCUAUAACUCUUUUCCUACAUCAAAGCCUAUGUAAUCUUGCAGCUAAGGAUAAUGAAAAUUUGGUUGUUUGCUCUUUCCCCUUUGGGUAUCUUUCUUCAGAUGCCAAGAUCCCGCUAUAAUUGUAGCAACAAGCCACAGAGAAUAAUUAAUGGCUACAGGUGUCCUGUUCAUAUCAAGACACCAUCCUGCCAAUUUAGUAAUACAUUUUAAGACUAUUAAGGUUAGUUUCUUAUGCAAAAAUCUCUGAGUAAAACAGGACCAGUAUUUUGAAUGUUAUUGUUAUUCCAUAUACUCUUGUUUCUCAGGGGUCUUAAACAAAAGAGGAAAAUAAAUUCAUAGUAAAUGUCAAAAUCAAUUAUAGAAGAAUAGGGGAAAGCACUGACAGAUGUAUAUAAGUAUAUUUUUUCAUACUGUAUUUUCCUUUUAAACUGUAUUUCUGCACCCAAAGUACUGUAUAUGCUAAAACUGAUGAGUGAUAAUUAAACGUAUCACAUG
This is a messenger RNA of Protobothrops mucrosquamatus (brown spotted pit viper), 4387 nucleotides long. RefSeq names its product collagen type XXVIII alpha 1 chain (gene COL28A1). The transcript has 34 exons. The coding region runs from base 1 to 3420 and encodes 1139 amino acids. The record is from RefSeq and is a predicted model, not a curated record. Gene Ontology annotation, molecular function: serine-type endopeptidase inhibitor activity. NCBI's taxonomy places the organism in Eukaryota, Metazoa, Chordata, Lepidosauria, Squamata, Viperidae.